Aspergillus terreus NIH2624 is the source of this 1935-nucleotide messenger RNA. Its product is annotated as glycoside hydrolase family 154 protein. Bases 1 to 1935 code for a protein of 644 amino acids. The transcript has 3 exons. Lineage: Eukaryota; Fungi; Ascomycota; Eurotiomycetes; Eurotiales; Aspergillaceae. The record is from RefSeq and is a predicted model, not a curated record.
AUGUCCGUCCACGCAAACGGAAAGACUCCCCUCCAGGCAUUCAGCCAAUCGCCCUUCCGCACCCGCCAUGACUUCCAAACCGCCUGUCAGGCCCUCCUAGACCCCCUCGUACAAUGCUUCACGCCCGGAUGCACGCGCGUCAAGAUCGGCACCACGACCACGCGCUUCGACGAGGGCGGCGCACAGAUCGAGGGCUUCGCCCGGCCCCUCUGGGGCCUGUCGGCCUUGGUCGGCGGCGGGUACGACUACGCAGCGGCGGCGCGCUGGCGCGAGGGCUUCAUCAACGGCACGGAUCCCGCGCACCCGGAGUUCUGGGGCCACAUCGAGGACAUGGACCAGCGCAUGGUGGAGAUGUGUCCCAUCGGGUUCACGCUGGCCGUUGCGCCGCAUGUGUUCUGGGAUCCGUUGAGCGCGGCGCAGAAGGAGAACGUGGCGAAUUGGCUGAAUAGCAUCAACGAGCGGGAGAUGCCGAACACGAACUGGCUGUGGUUCCGCGUGUUUGCCAAUCUCGGUCUGCGACGCAAUGGCGCGCCGUAUUCCCUGUCCCGGAUUGAGGCCGAUAUGGACCAUCUGGAUACGUUCCAUGUCGGGGGUGGAUGGAGCAAUGACGGACCCAAGAGCCACCAUCAGAUGGACUACUACUCCGGGUCGUUUGCGAUCCAGUUCCUGCAGCUGCUGUACGCGAAACUGGCGGGGGAUUUCGACCAGCCGCGGGCAGAGAAGUACCGAGAACGGGCGAGACAGUUUGCCCUGGACUUUGUGCACUAUUUCGAUCCAAGUGGCGCCUCGAUCCCCUUCGGACGUUCCAUGACGUACCGCUUCGCGAUGGUCGGUUUCUGGGGCGCGCUGGCGUUUGCGGACGUCGAGCCUCCGGCGCCUCUGACCUGGGGCAUGGUCAAGGGCCUCCUGCUGCGGCAUUUUCGCUGGUGGUCGACGCAGCGCGACAUGUUCAACAACGACGGCACGCUCAACCUCGGAUACUCGUACGCUAACAUGUACCUGACGGAGAACUACAACUCGCCGGGCUCGCCGUACUGGUGCUGUCUGUCGUUCGUGCCGCUGGCCCUGCCUGACUCGCAUCCGUUCUGGGCCGCCACCGAAGAAGCCUACCCCAGUGCCGUCCUCCCCGCCGUGACAGCCCUCACGUACCCCAAACACAUCAUGGUGCACCGCGGGGGGCACACCUUCCUGCUCUCCUCGGGCCAGGCGUGCCACUAUCCGAUCCGCGCCACGCAGGCCAAGUACGGUAAGUUCGCCUACAGCGCGUCGUUCGGGUACUCGGUGCCGACGGGCUCGUAUCAGCUGGAGCAGUUCGCGCCCGACAGCAUGCUGGCGCUGUCCGACGACGGCGGCGACAUCUGGCAGACGCGGCGGGCGACGCUCAACGCGCGGUUCGAGUAUCCGGACGGGGACGGGCCCGUCCUCGUCUCGGACUGGCGCCCCUGGCCGGAUGUCGAGGUGGAGACGUUUCUGAUUCCGCCGGCGGAUGGGAGCGAGAACUGGCAUCUGCGGGCGCAUCGGGUGCGUGCCGGUCGGGAUGUGAUGUCCUCCGAGGGGGCGUUUGCGAUCUACGGGUGUCGCAGUGACAAUGGUCGGAUCUUGGGUGCGCUGUCGGAGGGCGCGUCUGAAGGCACACUGCAGGCGCACCGGAGAGCGCUGACGGUGUCGUCUGCGGGGGCUGUGGGCAUCGCGGAGCUCCAGGAGGUGGAGCGGGCUGGGAGAGUGGUGCUGGCGGAUCCGAAUUCGAAUCUCAUCCAUGGUCGGACUCUGUUGCCUUCGCUGGGAGCUGAUAUCAAGGCUGGGACGCAGCGGUGGUUCGUGACGGCGGUGUUUGCGCUGCCUGCGGAGGGCAAUGAUGGCUGGACGGAUGAAUGGAGGGCGAAGUGGGAGCAGAGUCCGGGGAUUCCUGAGUGGCUAAAGAAGAGGAUGGAGUAG